CUAUGGAACACAGAACUUAUGCACAGAACAGAUUUAGAGCAUCAGAGGGAGAUGACCAAUGUGGCCUAUUUUUAUUGGAUGUUGUGCUUGUGCUUGUGUUAGGUUAGGUUAGAGUUUUCAAUUGUUAAAAUGUCUUUAAAAAGAUGUGUCUUUCAUGGGUGUGAAAACACUUCAGAAAAUAGUAAAGGAUUGGCAUUUUUUCGUUUUCCUAGACCUAAACCAGAGCUAGAGCAGUGGGUGUUAAGUUCAGGAAACAAAUCUCUUUCUACAGAUUAUUCCCAGGUAAAAAAUAAAGCUGUUUGUGCAAACCAUUUUGCCGAAAAAAGUUUUGCCGAUGCGACCAAAACAAAAUUGAACAGACAUGCAGUACCGCUCAAAUGGGUCAAGCAACAGGUCAAACCAAAAGUCAAACAUACGAAUAAAUUGGAAGCGGUUUUGCCUUCCAAACGGCAUGAAGUGGUCGUACAAAAAAGGCAUCAGUCCAGAAGGGCUGCGAGUAAAGAAGCCCUCAAGCAAAUGCAGAUUUUGCUCGAGGAUGAAAAUGAUACUGUUGAAAUACCAGAUGAUGAUGAUGUUAUUCCAGUUCCUGUUGUUGUUUCUCCACCGAGAAAAAAAUACAAGCUUUCUCACCGAAAAUCUUCUGAUGGAAAUGAUAGAGAAGUUUUGGUGCUUAAAAGCAUUACUCCUAACAUAACCAAUCACAAUGUCGAGAACAAUUUGGAACUUGAAUGUUGGGUAGAGGAAUUGGAGCCCUGCCAGAAAGAAAGAAAUAAGAAAUUAGAGGAAGAAUAUAAAGCUAUACAGGAAAAAUUAGAUGAGUUGGUGAAAGCUUGCAAGGGUGAAGUGGUGCACAAAGGUGAUCUGACUACCGUCAUUGAAGUAUCGGAGAAUGUUCAAAAAACAAUUCAUGCUGUACAAGCAUCGAAUAACAAGCAACCGAAUAUAAUCCUAAAUAGUAGCAUUGCGAAUCCCCAAUCCGGUUAUCAGCUUGUGAUGGAUCCAAGAUUGGGUCUUGUGUUGGGAAUGGGUCAGCAACCAGCUCAAACACCUCCUAAGCAAUUGGGAAAAGUUCAGGUAUCUCCUAGUGUACAGCCUGCCACACCGCCGACAGCGCAAGUCACUCCCACAAGAACAGGAAGAACUCGCGGAAAGAAGCAGAUUUCUGUAUUGCAACCGACGCCACCUCCUCCACCAGUGACAGUUACUACCAGAUCUGUGGGUAAUGCCAAGCAAUCGAAUAAGGGAAGACCUCCCGCCCAGCCGUUGCCUCAACCCACACCGCCAGCUACCAGGUCUAGAGGCAAUGUCAAUUUUAGCACGACCGUCGUGUCUGUCAAACCGACGGAAACUAACGUUGAGGGCGGUCUUAGCACCGGCGCCAGCGCCAAGUCCAAAGCCAUCGUCGACCUUACAGCGGACGACGGCAAACAUUUGCCUGACAGCAGAGAAAUAUCCUUCAACAAGCUGCAGGGCAAGACGUUCCCCUCUUUGGUCGUGGUGGCCAGGCCUCAUUUCAGAGUGACAGACGUCAAUAGUGACAGGGUCAAGUUGGACACGAAGGUCAAGGCGGUUUUGAUGUACCAACCGGCCAAGUUUACUGAAUGGUUGAUACAGCAGGGACUGAUCAAAUCUAAGCAGGUCUGCUCGACGCACGGUAGCCAACUGAAGUUGGGCAUGUACAGUGACGUGAGCAAGUUUCCUUAUUCGGGAGGCUACGUCUGGAUAUCGGAAUGCUGCCCGCAAAAGUUCGUGUCCGUUUUUAGCGGUUCCAUAUUCGAGGGCUCCCCGCAUCCGCCUCUCGUUAUUUUGAAAAUACUGUACCACUGGGCCUGUCAGACCAACAUCCAGAACGUUACGCAGUGGGUUAAAGUAGACAACUUAUAUGUAAAAGGAAUGUAUACAUGGCUCAGAGCAGCCUGUACUGUCGCCUUACAUACGUACAUCAGACAACUAGGCGGCUCGCAAUGUAAGGUAGAGGUUGGAGUUAUCUCGCUAGGAACGACGUCACAAGAUGGCAAUUCGCGACAAGUCAAGGUGGAAGUUCUGGGUAUUUUAGAAGUAGCCACCAAAUUAGUCAGAUUGAAAGCCGUCGAACCUCUGGCCGAAGGAGACAGGAAUUACAAGAGGCGUUUUUCGAAGAUUCUCGAACCUUUGGUUCAGUGGGUUCAUCCCAGCAGUGUUAUAGUCACCGACCUGACAGUGGAUAAAGCCACUUUAGUCCAAAUGGGCUUUAACCAUGUGGUACAGUCCACUUCUAUGGAUUCGAAUAAUUCGAAUAGAACGAUUAUGGAGUAUUUGAGGAGGAUCGUGCCUAGGAUGUUCCAGAAUACGCUUUCGUUACUUUCAAGGCAAAUAAUCCAGCAGUUCCUGGACGAGCUGGUGUGGCGCGAAUGGUUCGGCACCACCUCGAUGCAGGCCUUCGACAACCUGGUGGUGCACCUGGCCGAGCAAACGCGCCAGACGCAGGGCGGCAACAGCCUCUUCGUGCGCCUCAACAAGGUGGCCAUGAACCCGUUCCGCAGCUGGGCGCUGACGCCGGCUCCCGUCCAGCCGGGAACCGUGGCUCCGCCGGCUCAGCAGCAGCAGCCAGCGCCUAAGCCGGCGCCCAAAGCGGCACCGGUGGUCCAGCCGCCGGCCAAGGCGCCGGAAGCGGUCUCUGUAGUGAAGAAACGUAAAAGAAAAGAACCAGAAUCGCCUAAACCCCCACCACCAACCAACACCGAAAUGAACCGACCCCCGAAAUCUACAUCGCCUGACGUACCCGAGCAAAUGGUACCGUUAGAAAAUUACUAUUACGGUACCAUUGAUAAUUAUCCGCCCAGAACCAACAUAACCUUGAACAUGAAGUGUUCCUUUUGCAAGGAGACCUUUAACAACAACAUUGUUCUGAUGAAUCAUUUGUUCAAGCACGCGCAUAACGUGUCCAAGGACGGGCAGAUGUGUCGGUACUGUUUGGCCAGCGUGUCUACGGCAAACGAUUUACUGAAGCACAUAGCUACUGCUCAUCCUGUCGAGACCAAACACGAUAACGGGUUUGUAUGCCUGAUUUGCGAGACCCAGUAUAUGAAUCCAUUUGUUCUGGGUAAACAUAUGUCCAAAGAGCAUGGUCCAUCUGAACUGCCAUAUCAGUGUGGUACUUGUGGAUAUAGGUGCUCAAAUCAUAGACAGGUUAUCGACCAUUUCUACAAACAGCACGACAACGGUCCCACAAUCCAGUGCCCCUUCUGCCUAAAAUCUACCACAGUAUUCUCGGCCUCUCGCAACAUUGUCCAGAACAUGAGCUACUUCAUACAACAUUUACAGAAACAUCAAAAGAAACAAUUUGCGAAAAGAUGCGGAAAGUGCAACCUAUGGUUCGUCCAGAAAGAGGUUUUGAAGGACCACCAAAUGAAAAUGCACGCGUCUCAGCGAGGCAAAACCGGUCUCAUCAGUUGGGUUGCGCCUAGGAACGGUGUUAUGGUACCCAAAUCGAAAAUGGACAUUUAUCCGUGCGACGCCGAAGGAAUUAAUUUCAACACGCUCUUCUUCAACUUGUCCAAGAAUUUGAAAUGUAAAGAAUGCAAUUCACUGAUGGAUAGUCCUAAGCAUUUUCCCUCUUUCGAAAGUUGUCAAAAUCCCAAUUGCCAGUACUCUACUUGUUGUUCUAACGCCAUGCAAGAGCACAAUGCAAAGUGUAGUAAAACAUUUCAGGCUCACAUUUCAGAAGAUCCUCUACCUUACGAAAUGUUUUGCAUUUGUGGAUACAGAAGUAGAGAUGGCAAUCAAAUGGCUAAUCAUUUAGCGAUAUGCGAAAGAAAAUCCGCUUAUCCAUCGGUGACCGACGCGAAGAGCGCCUCAGUUACGCACAGCAUGCUUGACGUCCUAGGUUUGGUAAGAAAACCGGACGAGACAGACAAGAAUACUAGUUUUAAGAGCGGGAGAUCUACAAGCAAAGCAGAUUCGAGGAAUUUUGAAGAGAAUCAGUCUCCAAGACCGGCCUCUAAGAAAAUUAGAAGGGCUAAAUUGCUGGAUCAUCAUGAAACUACCACUGAAAAACUAAAAUCCGUCGAAAAGACUGAAAGCAGCUCGCCGGUAACUGUGGUGCUUGACGACGAUGUUGAACCCGUUGCUGCAUCCUCUGUUGUAGAUUUAGUGGAGUCUGAUGAAAAGGCGACAGCUUCAUCAAAUGAUACAGAAGAAACUAAAACUAUAGAUCUUGACGAUGAUGUUGAAAUGGAAGAUAAAAGUGUAACCAAGGAAUCCAGUACGAGUGAAGAAACAGAAAAGGUAUCUGAAGAAUCGGCAGAAAAAUCAUUGGAUCAAACUGAAGAGAACAGUGUUACAAAUACAACUGAAACCCUAGAAAAUAAAGAUACCGACGAACCAGUUGCGUUAGGUGAAUCUGAAAAUAAUGAAGCAGCAAUUGAAAAAGAUGAGGAACACGAAAAAAAAUCUGAUCACUCAUUAAAUGAAAACGCCAUAGAAAAAGUUUCAGACAGUGAAGAUCCUGGUGUAUCUUCUUCAACCGAAGAAAUUGCUCAAAAUGUUACAGAUGAUAAAAUAGAUGAAGAAAAUCAGAUCUCUGAAACUAAAAAUGAUGAUACAGAUGCGGCUAGUGUUGUUGAUAAACCAGAAGCUGAGAUAUUGGAAUCUAAAGAUGAUACAGAUGCAGUAGAUAAUCGAGACGAUUCAGAAAAAGAGCUGUUGGAAUCUAGAAAUGAUACAGAAGAAUCUAAAAAUGAUGUAGAUGAUUCAGAAAUUCAGAUGUUGGAGUCGAAGGAUGAUACAGGAACAGUAGAAAAUCUGAAUAAUUCAGAAAAAGAGCUGUUGGAAUCUAGAGAUGAUACAGAUGCAGUUGAUGAUGUGGAUAAUUUAGAUAAUCAGAUGCUGGAAUCUAAAAACGAUACAGGCGUAGCUGAUAAUUUAGAUCGUUCAGAAAAUGAGUGGUUGGAGUCUAAAGAUGAUACAGAAGUAACUGGUAAUUUAGAUCGUUCAGAAAAUGAGUUGUUGGAGUCUAAAGAUGAUACAAAUGUAGCUGGUAAUUUGGAUAAUUCAGACACUGAGUUGUUGGGGUCUAAAGAUGAUACAGAAGUAGAUGAUAAUCUGGAUAGUCAAUUAGUGCAAUCUAAAGAUGAUGAAAUAGAGAAUCUGAUUUCUGAUUCCAUUGAUGAAUCUAAAAAUAAUGAUGCAGACAUAACAACUGGUGAAGAUUAUGAAAGCAAAUUAGAUACAGCAGAAGAAUUGGGCGAACCUAGUAAUCAAGAAAUGUCUGAAUAUGACAGUGCUGUCAGAGAGGACGUGGACAAACAAUUAACUGACUCACAGGGCUCAGAAAUCGGUAGCUCGGCUCAAGAAAAUGUUAUUACUGAAUUAGACCAGGUCAAAGAUAUUCCUUUACCUGAUGUUACCGAAGAUGAGUUUUCUUCUGAGUAUGAGAAAGGGUCAGAAUUUACUGAAGCGAGUGAUGCAAUUGACGAAAAAGAUGAUCACGUGAUUUCUGAGCAAGAAACUCUCGUUCAAGAACAACCAGUUGUUGAAACUUCUUCAAGUAUUGAACCCAGUAAUAGUGAAGCUGUGGAAAAAAUGGAUGAAAGUGCUCCAAUGGAGGUUGAUAGUAGUUCCAACUUGGGGGCAACAGAGGCUGUAACUCCAAUGGAUGUUGAUGAUUAAUUUCGUUUUUGUAGCAGAGAUUGGCGUUUAUGCGUCUCUGCGCUUUUUUCACGUUUUUGGUUAAAAAAAUUAUGCGUAGAAAACAUAAAACGUAAAAAAUUUAAUACAGUUUUCUGCCGAAAUAUGGAUUUCUGCACAAAAUAAAUACAGUAUGAUCGAGAAAACGGUGUUCAGUUGGCUUGGAAAUGUCGAUCGAUGACAUUUCCCAUAUAAUUUUACAUAUAAAAUGACAGCGAUCUUCAUUUCAAAGCCAUCGCUGACUGAAAUGUUAUUAACAGUUAACAGCGUUUUAAUAGAUACUUUACAAAUCUAUGGGCAUCCUUUUUUACUUUUUUUUUACAAUGUAAGAAGCUAUAAAGUUGUUUUACUCACCCGUCCCUGCUUUAUAAUACAGUAUGAUCAAAAAGUUCUAUGAUCAAGUGUACUGUGUAUGAUGAUACAGGUAAAUAAUUCUUAUGGGAAUUAAGAGUUUGACUCUUUUUUAACUGUCAAAAUAAAAGCCUACUUGAUGAUAAAACUUUUGAUAUGUACAGUAAUAUUUUAAGUAAAAGUCUGGGGAGUUUCUUGAAUUUUUUUUGUUAAACAAAUUUUACUGUUUUGUUCCUCCAUCCCAAAAUGUAUAUAGAAAUAUAUGUAGUUUAUAAGAUUAAAAGUUUAUUUGAUUAGGUUAGAUACAUAUUAUGUAACCUUAUUUGUAAUAUAAAACUAGAAAUCGUAUUGUUUUUUAUAAAUAGUUUUAAGAAAAAUUGCUUUAAUUUUGUUUCAUUCUGAUAUAUAGUUCUUCUCAAGUGACUUUUCCAAAUGUGGUGUAGAGUCUGUCCAACGGGUAAGGGCAGGUUCGACAGAUGACAUCCAAAAAAUGAUAAUUAAAAUGACAGAACUGUCACUGUCAUACAUUAUCUCGUUGAACAGACUUAACUAUAUUUCUUCAACGAGAGAAUAAUAUGUCAGUUCAGUUGUAAAAAAAAUAUUUUUUUUCUCAAUUUUAGAUAGUAAGGAAUGUGCGAUAACGCUUUUCUUUUUAUGCUUCGAUGUAAAAAGCAUUUCACGUAAAAUAAACUAAUGAGAAAAA
Sitophilus oryzae (rice weevil) is the source of this 6721-nucleotide messenger RNA. RefSeq lists its product as uncharacterized. Gene Ontology annotation, molecular function: sequence-specific DNA binding; DNA-binding transcription factor activity, RNA polymerase II-specific. Bases 130 to 5649 code for a protein of 1839 amino acids. Lineage: Eukaryota; Metazoa; Arthropoda; Insecta; Coleoptera; Curculionidae. The record is from RefSeq and is a predicted model, not a curated record. Gene Ontology annotation, biological process: regulation of transcription by RNA polymerase II. The transcript is spliced from 17 exons. Gene Ontology annotation, cellular component: nucleus.